Molecule: messenger RNA, 1730 nt
Organism: Fimicolochytrium jonesii
Lineage: Eukaryota; Fungi; Chytridiomycota; Chytridiomycetes; Spizellomycetales; Powellomycetaceae
Product: cyclin-dependent kinase 10-like protein
Exons: 8
Coding region: 152-1492 (446 amino acids)
Biological process (GO): protein phosphorylation; regulation of mitotic cell cycle
Cellular component (GO): nucleus
Molecular function (GO): cyclin-dependent protein serine/threonine kinase activity; ATP binding
Source: RefSeq, a predicted model, not a curated record
UCGAAAUGGGCUCGCCUUCCGACUCUUCCGAUGUUUGAUAGCUUCCGCGAACGAGGACUGGGUGAGGAUCAGGGUGAGGACGCUGAGUGUUGGUGGGGGUCUGUGACAAAAGCAGACGCGGCCAGAGUCUUCGAAUUCUGCUUCGAAUUCAAUGUCCUCAACGUCCGCUUCGGAAUUUCGCUUGCGACUGUGGAAACCAGUAACCACCAGCGAAGGAACUCAAAGGAAGACCACCAUGCCAGGACCGCCAAUACCCUCCAAACCACCGCCUCGGCGCACCGAACCCAAACCCACAGAGCCCACCCCAGCCGCCGAAGAACCAGAAAGCAGAACAAUCCUGCCCCUCUCCAACGCCCUACCACCAGCGACCAUCCCGUCCUCCUUUACAGGAACCACGAAAUCCGUCGACCAGUUCCUCAAGCUCAACCGAAUAGGCGAAGGAACCUAUGGAAUCGUGUAUAGAGCGAAGGAUAAGUCGACAGGGAGGGUCGUGGCGUUGAAGCGGUUGAGAAUGGACUCGGACCGGACGGGGAUGCCUAUUGGGUCGUUGAGGGAGAUCUCUAUAUUGAAGUCGCUGAGGCAUGAGAAUAUCGUGGAGGUGCUGGAUGUGGUCGUGGGACGGGGGCUUGAAAACAUAUUUAUGGUUAUGGAAUACUGUGAACAGGAUAUGGGCGUUCUCAUGGAUAGCGUCGUGAGCAAGGGAUCUCGGCCUGGGUACAGGGAUCCAGAAGUCAAAUGCCUGAUGCAGCAACUACUCAAAGGACUCGGAUAUCUUCAUGCGAACUACAUAAUUCACAGGGAUCUCAAACUUACAAACCUGCUACUGACGGCGACGGGCACGUUGAAAAUAGCGGAUUUCGGGUUAGCGCGGAAAUUUGGGUUGCCACAACAACCAAUGAGCCCGAAAGUCGUCACGCUAUGGUACCGGGCGCCGGAGCUGCUACUAGGGAGCAAAGAUUAUGGGAUUGCUGUUGAUAUGUGGUCCGUGGGGUGCAUAUUUGGAGAGUUCCUGUCCAGCAAACCUCUCCUUCCGGGAAAAGAGGAACGACAACAAUUGACCCUGAUAUGCAACUUGCUGGGGACCCCUUCCGCACGGAUAUGGCCCGGCUUCGAUUCCCUCCCCUACGCAAAGUCGGUCAAACUCCCCCCAGUCCCCUUCUCAAGCGUCAACGUCAAGUUCUCCCACCACACCGACAGCGCCCGACGCCUUCUGAAAGGUCUGCUCACAUACCAUCCCGAGACGCGAUUAACGGUAAAGGAAGCGUUACGCCAUUCAUAUUUCUACGAGGAACCCGGGGCUUGCCUGCCUAUCUUUUUGCCUAUGUUUCCGGAGUUUCAGAAGGAACGAGAUACGAAGGGGAGCGAGCCGCAUAGGAGGAGACCGCCGUCGUCACCAGGCCCGAGGACGUCGCAGAGGCAGAAGAGGGUGUAUGAUGAGGAGGAGGAGUUGGCGCUGGGCGCUCCGGUCUAUAAGAGGUUUCGACUGUCGUGAUGGGGAUGAGGAGCAAUACUCUGCAAAGACCUCUCUUGCGCAUAUAGUAUAUGGUUUUCAUGUCGUUCACCAUCUCUUGUCAUCCCAUAUUUCGAAUAUGAUGAAGAGUAUGUGGGGACUGUUGGCCCUUGCAUAUUUGUUGAUUCUUCGCACCGGAAAUCCAUCAUGAGUGCGCCUCUGAUCGCAUAUCGCUUACGCAUACGACGCCUCAUUGAAAUAAUCACCAAAAGCUAAAACC